This is a messenger RNA of Ceratosolen solmsi marchali, 967 nucleotides long. RefSeq names its product peritrophin-1-like. The transcript has 3 exons. The record is from RefSeq and is a predicted model, not a curated record. The coding region runs from base 416 to 742 and encodes 108 amino acids. Gene Ontology annotation, cellular component: extracellular region. Lineage: Eukaryota; Metazoa; Arthropoda; Insecta; Hymenoptera; Agaonidae. Gene Ontology annotation, molecular function: chitin binding.
ACGGCGCAAGCCACUCCACGGUGAGGGAGUAAGAGGCACAACGAAUGGCGGCGAUCCCCUCGCGGACACUUUGAAGGGACGCGCGCGCUCGACUACCCCGAGAUAGCACGCCCUCGCGCUAUUUAAGCCGAGGUUGCCCGAGGCCCAGUGCCGUUUGUUCUUUUCGUGCGCGAUCGCCGGCUAAGCUCGAGUUGGCUUGGCCCUCCUGCGAAUUAACAUUUAGUACGUAAUAUAAUCCCUGCCAAUUAGGGAGCAAUACCAGUCAGCAACGGGACGGGUCGUAGGUACGAGAGAUCCCUUUGCCAAUCAAUUAGCGUUGCUUGAUCGACGAGCUCGACGCUAAGGGCAGGCAGUCGAUUGAGCCAAAGAGGACGUAAAAGAGGACGGAACAGAGGACGCAACAGAGGAAGCAACGAUGCUCCUGCUCAACAGCCUCUUGCUACUACUGGCUCUCGCCUCCAAGACGGGAUGCCAGAGAAUAACGCCGAGGAGUCCACGGGCCAGCCGCAAUGCCGCCGGUCUGGACUUCGAGUGCCCUGAGGAAUUUGGCUACUAUCCGCAUCCGCGGGACUGCACUCAAUAUUACGUCUGCGUCUUCGGCGGUGCGCUCCUCGAGUCGUGCACCGGUGGUCUCAUGUACAGUCACGAACUGCAAACUUGCGACUGGCCCCGUAACGUUGGCUGUCCUGAAAACAGCUCUCCUUCCAAGGACAUUGACGAGGAUCCACUGCUCGAGAGGUAAGAUUUCUUUUUCUAUUUAUCCCCGUUUGUCCCGCUUUUUCGACUUCGAUGGUGCGACUUUUCUUUUAGAAAGCCAUCCGCUAGCCUUGUGCCUCUAUAUUAAUACGUGAAACAAUUCCGCGCAAUAUCGCUUAAACCUCAGCAAUUAAUCUUACGCGCGAGCAAGUGAAAAGGUAGGGAAAUUAAAUACAGAAUUAAUGCAAGAAAAUUGAUUUCAAUGGCUCGA